This is a messenger RNA of Protopterus annectens (West African lungfish), 1578 nucleotides long. Its product is annotated as growth/differentiation factor 6-A-like. Bases 5 to 1258 code for a protein of 417 amino acids. Gene Ontology annotation, biological process: BMP signaling pathway; SMAD protein signal transduction. Lineage: Eukaryota; Metazoa; Chordata; Ceratodontiformes; Protopteridae. The record is from RefSeq and is a predicted model, not a curated record. Gene Ontology annotation, cellular component: extracellular region. The transcript has 2 exons. Gene Ontology annotation, molecular function: growth factor activity; cytokine activity.
CACAAUGGAUCUAAGCAGGAGAGCAGCCCUUUCUCUUUGGUUUUCCCUCUGCUUUGGAGAGUUACUGGAGGCUGUUGCUGUGGGAUCAUUGUGGAAGGGUUCCCCGAGUCCUUUUGAAAGGAAAUAUCCCUUGACCUCUAGGAUGGAUGCUACUAGUGCAAGGCAGAGAAGGGAAGCGUCGCUUCGGGGUUCAAAGCGAAGUGGCCCGGCUGUAAUACCCCAUGACUAUAUGAUGUCCUUGUACCAUACCUUUGCAAACCUGCAGAGAAAAGGAGGGCUCAACAGUAGCACGUCCCUUGCCAGGAAGGGCGCCAACACUGUCACAAGUUUCGUGGACCAGGGGAAAGAUGAUCGGCUGACAGAGACCAGACAACAGUACCUGUUUGAUAUCUCCAGUGGACCAGACACAGAUGAGGUAAUGGGGGCAGAGAUUAGACUGUUUAGAAAGUCACCAAGAGGAAUGAGUUCACUCUCAUUCCAAGGAGGAGUCCUUUAUCACAUAUUUCUGUACACUUGCCCAGAGGAAAACCAAACUUCCAAACUUUUGGCUUCUAGAGCUGUGGAUAUUUUAGACUUAGUGGCUGACAGGUGGGAAGUGUUUGAUGUUUCAGAAGCAGUGAAACAUCAAAGAAAGAAAUCCAGCAAAAACAGAUUCUUAUGUCUUGAGCUGAAAAUUGCUUCUUAUUAUUUCAAGGAGAUGCUGACAUUGAGAGAUGUGGGGUUUAGUCGCUCUGGGCGUCUGAUUCAGGAGAAGGCUUUGCUAGUAAUCUUCUCUUACACAAGGAAGAAAGAAAACCUGUUCAAGGAAAUCAGGGAAAAGAUUAAAUCAAUGAAUGGUCCUCUAGAUUCAGGGCAAGAACCUCGCACCAAGCGUCAUAGAAAAAGAAGGACAACAUUUCCAGCUCGAACUGGUGGAAAAGGUCAUCAAGGAAAGAGAUCUAAGACACGCUGUAGCAAAAAACCUCUCCAUGUUAAUUUUAAGGAACUCGGCUGGGAUGACUGGAUUAUAGCCCCUCUGGAUUAUGAAGCCUACCACUGUGAGGGGAUCUGUGACUUCCCAUUGAGGUCCCACCUAGAACCUACCAAUCAUGCCAUUAUUCAGACAUUGAUGAACUCCAUGGACCCAGAAUCUACACCACCUAGUUGCUGUGUUCCUUCAAAACUUAGUCCAAUUAGUAUUUUGUACAUAGACUCUGGAAACAAUGUGGUUUACAAACAGUAUGAGGACAUGGUGGUGGAAGCUUGUGGUUGCAGGUAGCAUCUUCUCUAGUGAGGUCCUACAAUAACAUGCACCAUGGCUCAUGGCCAUUUGCAGAAGGUAAAUGUGAGCUGGCACAAACUGUUUGUAAAUAUAUGGGGUCAUUUGUUUUUUGUCUCUCUGUGAACUGGGCAUCUCACAUGUUUGCCCGAUAUGUUCCAUACCAUUUUGCAUGCUUUGUUUUUUCUUGGGCGCACUGUCAAGGUAUUAUUUUCCUGUUACACCUGUCAUUUAACAUUUUCUGCUGGUGAAGCAAGGCCUUAUGGAUUUCAUUUUUGUGAUGAAAAACUCUCAUGAAUUAGACAUUUAGCAACUAUACA